Messenger RNA from Owenia fusiformis, 3594 nucleotides. NCBI's taxonomy places the organism in Eukaryota, Metazoa, Annelida, Polychaeta, Sabellida, Oweniidae. The record is from the annotation of a GenBank genome assembly.
GGGGAGACCAAACAAAGAUGGCGGACAUGGAAGUAGAAAAAAACAUGGCAAAUUUGAAACCACCUGACACAGGUGAACUUGAACAUGCAGUGAGCAUCACAGAUUGUACUCAGUCAAACACAGCACUUGACGAUGCCAUGAAGAACCUUGACAUGGAUCCCUAUGAUGAGGACCAGGCUGAACUAAGAUUCAUCCAUUCCAAGCCCACGUGUUUUAUUGUCAUUGGCAAACCCGGGAGUGGAAAAACAACACUAACUCGUAAACUAGCUCAAGAAUGGAAAUGCCAGAUUGUUUCAGCUGCUACUGUUAUUCACGCAAAUCUAGAACUUCAGACUGAAAUGGGCAAAAAGGCCCAGGAUAUUUUAAUAAAAGGAGAAGCACUUCCCGAGGAAAUGGUUGCCAAAAUGAUAGAGGAUAAGAUUAACUCCCCUGAAGUAACUCAUCAUGGCUAUAUCCUAGAUGAUUUCCCAUCCAUGUCAGAAGAUUAUAUGACAAUAAAAGACCAACUUGAACUGGUGAAAAAUUGGAAACUUAAACCAGAUUUUAUUGUAAAUUUAAAAAUACCAGAUUUAGACUUGGAGUAUAGACGUGUAGGCCAACGUGCUGAUGCUCUUACUGGUGACAUCUAUAUACGUGAAAUGUAUGACCCUGAUAGACCUGAAGCUCAACUUGAUGAGGGAGAAGGAGAAGAGGAGGAAGAAGAAGAAGAGGAAGAAGAAGAUGACAUUGAAGCAAUCCUUGCUGAAGAGUUUGAGGAAGAAGAGGAGGAAGAGGACGAUGAUGAGGAGCAGGAAGAAGAUGCAAUUGACAGGAUACGCAAUGAUCUGGCUGAUGUAUAUGAUAAUGACACUAAUAGUCUAGCUGUAGUACAGGAUGUCUUAGAAGAGCUGCUUAUUCCCCGCAUAGAGCUAGAUGGUGGGAGAAAACCUCACAUUAUUAGAUACACCCUCACUAAAGGUUUAAAGAACAUUGUACAAUACCGUCAUAGUAUAUUCGAACGUGUGUACUCCAUCAGUGAAAGAAUGGCCAAGAAAAUGUUACAGUGUGGCUAUAAACAACCCAGUAGGUUUGGACGCUGGUGCCCAGUUCAGUUACACGAGGGAGAAUGCAUCCAACCAAUGCAGGGAUUAGGCUAUGCAACAUACCCCUGUAUAUAUAGACAACAUAUAUACUACUUGUCUAGUCCACAGGCCAGGGAUGAAUUCGUACAAGACCCUAUGACAUUUCUCAAACAGCCUAGUCCAAAACCUGUAGUGCCUGUACGUGUAGCUGUCAUUGGUCCACCAAAAUCAGGCAAAACAACAUUGGCAGAGAGAUUUGAAGAAGAGUAUGGUUUGAUGAGGCUCUCUAUUGGCGAGGCCUUGCGUCUUGUUGUGGACACUAUGCCAAAGUCAGAACUUGCUCGUAAAAUCAACCAGCACUUGCAGAAGGGGUUAACAUGCCCUGAUGAAUUAGCAGUUCAAGCCCUGGAAGUGGCCACCACGGAUAUGAGGUGUCAGACAAGGGGAUUUGUGUUGGAUGGUUAUCCAAUGACAAAACGCCAAGUAGAGUUAAUGACGGAGCGCAGUAUUAUCCCAGUACGUGUCAUAGAGCUUACGUUGGAGAGCAAGGAGGUGAUGGUCAGAGGCACUGAGGACAGAUAUUCCCCAUUAAGAGUAUUACCACUACACGACAGUUCACAAAUCCUAGCAAUACGGCUGGCUCAAUGGAAGAAGCACAUAUCCGAGAUAAGAGAAUGGUACCGCAGUGAACAUAGGAAUUUUGUGCAGGUGAAGGGUGAAAGGUCAAAAUGGUGGAUCUGGAACGAGGCUCUAGACAUCAGCAAGGCUAGCGUUCAACAAAUACAGACAUAUCUUCAAAGAGUUGCAGAUGGUAAAGCAGCUUCUAUCAAUGAUAUGUGCAUCACACCCAGUGAGUUUGUAGUGAGACUUGGGGACUAUGAUCAGUAUUGCCCAGUGAGCUUGGCUCUAAGGGGAGAACUGGUUGAUUGCUCUGUCACUGAGGAUCUCACAUUUGCUGCAGAGUUUAGAGGUCACUAUUACAAAAUGGCUGGUGAGAAAGAACUAUCACAAUUCCUAGAAGAACCUGAAAAAUAUGUGCCACCAUUAGCACCACGUCCACUUCCGCCAAAGGAACUAUUGCCAAUCAGACGCACUGCAGGAGAUGUUAAAAAUCUUUUCCCGAAACAGAUCGAGCUGCAGGGCUAUUGUCCUGUGACAUUCCUAGAUGGGAAGUGUCGCUAUGAGGCAAUUAAACCUGGAGAUCCAGAACUUGUGGUCGAGUAUCGGGAUAAACUGUAUUAUUUUGAACAAGAAGAAAAAUUACAAAAGUUUAUGAGAUUACCUGAAAAAUACUGGAAUCUAAAGCUACCCCACAAACUUCCCCCAAGGAAGGACAACAUUACAGUGACGGGUCUCCCAAUGCUUGGUUAUAUGGAACAGUCUGUGGCAACAGCCAUACAGAAGGCAUUAACAGCUGUAGGACUGUUUAAACCUAAAUACCCAUUCCUGACACCUUCAAAAUCUGCCUUGUUAUACGUAGCAUAUCAUCUCAAAGCAUACAACCCUAAGAGCUCAGAAUAUGUGAGGAAGAAAUACAAACAAAGACUGAUGCAAUUUGAAGAAUCUUGUGAACUUAUCAAAUACCUUGGUGACACUAUGACAGUGAAAUUCAAAGAGCCAAAAGAUCGAGCCAUUGACUUUGACCAUAAACUGGACAGAUUUGUCAAGAUGAAAUGCUCAGAUGUACCCCCAAAAUCAGCUUUACAAGCAUGAAUCUGUGGUAUCUAAAGGCAUAAAAAUCUCAAUGUAUUCUGUACAGCAUGGCAGGAAAAUGUGAAGCAUAUAAGCAUUGAUUAAGAAGUGUACAAGGAUUUAUUUCAAAGGAUAUAUUCCAGGAGAUCAUUGAAUCAGAACUGGAAAUGAAACAUGCACUAUAAUUUACUGGUAUAUCAGGGAUUCCUACUCCAUUAGAAUGCCUAACAAAAGGUAAAAAACAACGGAUUCAAUUAUUGGUCUUUUUAACAUUUUUUUAACAUGGGAACAAUUGCAAAAUCCCUGAAGAAUAACAAAGCUAUCUUUUUGAAGCAAUCAAAGAAACAUGGCCUGCUUCAAAUGAAACACCUGUACAUGUUCAUUUUACAUAUGUACCUAUGCUGUUUUAAAAUUGUCAUUAAAUGUGAUACUUUCAUCUUUAGGUAUUUCGCAUGAGCCAAAAUUAACAUAACAUCACUUUAUGGAUAUUUGUAAAUAUGUUGUAUAUUUUAUACAUUUGAAUUUUACACUUGAUAGGAUUUGAAAAUCCAUUUUCUCAUUCUCUCCGUCCAAUUAUAUGAUUUGAUGAUUAUUGAAUUCCAUCCAAAUGUGAUUGAAGAUUCCGUCCAAAAUAUUUAUAAUUUAUUUAUAGUGCCUAAUACAAAUGUAUGACUGCUGUUUACAUGUCAAAUUAUUUUAUUUUUAUUAAGAGCUAUGUUUCUUUACUCUUUGUUAAUUGUACCAUAUUGUAUAUAAUAUUACAAUUCAAUUUUAUAUUAUUGUAAAUGUAAAUAGAACACUUUGUAAAAAGUAUAAUAUGAAUAAAUGAAAUGAAAAAUAA